UCUCCGGCAGUCUAUAGCACGACAACCCAUUACAACAAAACUCUGGGGUCUGUCCUGCAGGAUGUGCACAAUAACUGUGCCGUGGAGUUUCUGCCUCCUGUUACUUCUAGUUUUGACUCUGAAGAUUGGCACUGCAAACUCUGGUCCUGAUUUCUCUCAAUAUCUCCACACAAUCCUGAAGAACCACACAGCUCAUGCUUGCGAAGGAGACACGCUCAUCAUCAAGUGUCCUUCCAGGACGUCUGUUUCCGUCCUGUCUGCUUUCUAUGGACGACGUGUUCCCAAUCAGUAUCUCUGUCCCUCUGCAAACACCAACAUGACUGUGGAGGAGGAGUCAGAGUGCACUUCACCUGUAGCUAUCCAGAAAGUGGUGUCAGAGUGUCAGGAUCGCCGGUCCUGUCAUAUUCCAGUCUUCAGUCCAGUGUUUGGGCAGGACCCCUGCCCCCUCACCAGCAAGUACCUUCUAGUCGCCUACAAGUGCAGACCAGAGCACCAUAGCACGAGACUGGUGUGUGAAAACGAGCGUCUGAGGCUGAUGUGUAAAAAUGAAACUGUCCUCGCAAUCUACUCAGCAACAUUUGGACACCUGCUGCACGGCAGUCCUCACUGCCCCCAGGAGCCGGGAUCACACGCUGACAUGGAGUGUUUGUCCCCUUCAGCUCUGAGGAAGGUGUCACGCAGGUGUCAUGGCAGAUCUAACUGCUCAGUUCUGGCUGAUACCCAAACCUUUGGUGACCCCUGCUUCUCUGGCACCAGGAAACACCUGCGGGUGUCCUUUACUUGUGUGCCUCGGUAUCUUCUGGACGAUGUCGGUCGAGGUUCAACAGAUCCCUUUAUGAUCACAGAUUAUACACACGGUGGAUGGUACACAGGCCCAGCCUACAGGCCUCAUAACGUGCUCUUAACCAACUCUCUGGAGAUCAUAGAAAAAAUAUUGGGUCUCCCAGAGCGAGUAGCUCUGUACUUUGUCUCUGGCAUCUGUGCCGGUCUGGUUUUCCUGCUCUGCAUUUUUGGUCUGCGCUCCACGCUGGUGAAAGACGUGAAAGAUCUGGUUUCUGAGCUGAACGAUGAGCUGAAAGCAUCUCGCAGACGUAAAAAGGAGCUCAUGGAGGACCUCUUUGACGAUGACAUCUCAGACACGUCAUCCUUCUGUCGCCUCACACAGUCGUACCGCACAGCAGACAUCUUCAGCCCCUCCACCCUGACUGUAGAGAUGGUCGAGCGUGAGGGGGAACAGACAAGAGAUCUGCCUAAUGGAGACAUCUGGCCACCCCGAGACUCCAGCCCUUACGCCAUUCACAAGAUUAAAACCUACAACAACUGAGGGAAUGUUUGAUUGGAACUUUAGCAUCCUUCUGCUUUGAAUUUCAUUUGUGGACUAAAUUUUAAACUUUGUGACAAUGCACCAUCCAGCUUUGUUAUCGGCGUCUAGGUAGUUUAAGUAGCUUAAGCAGUAGGAAAAUGUUUUCACCCAAAGGAACACUUUAUGCUCAGUUUGAAAAUAAAAAUGAUCACGCUCAAAAUUACAGAAAUUGAAAAAACAAAGUUGCAUCUCCUCCAGGUAAAGGUUGGAAUAGAUAACUAACAAGUAGGCUAAUGUAUUCAGACAAAUGUUAUGUAGUAAAACGUAAAAUUACACAAGAGUAAAAUAAGGUGGUUUGUACUUUAGUUUCUUUCCUGGUUCAAUAAAGUUUAAAUACACAUUUUUAUUUAAAAUGCAACAAUAUUCAAUGAAUAAUAGUGAGGGUGAAAGAUUUAGACUUGCUAAUUAUUUCAAAUAUUCCUUUCCCUACCAUUGUUGUUUCUUUGUUAUGUAAAAAUAUAGAGAGCAAAUUCUACUGUGAAGCAAAUCUUUAUAAAUAAUAAAGAUUUUGUUGGAAGAUGUAAA
This is a messenger RNA of Labrus mixtus (cuckoo wrasse), 1888 nucleotides long. RefSeq names its product protein eva-1 homolog C. Gene Ontology annotation, molecular function: carbohydrate binding. The transcript has 8 exons. The record is from RefSeq and is a predicted model, not a curated record. Lineage: Eukaryota; Metazoa; Chordata; Actinopteri; Labriformes; Labridae. The coding region runs from base 62 to 1324 and encodes 420 amino acids.